Onychostoma macrolepis is the source of this 1182-nucleotide messenger RNA. RefSeq names its product fucolectin-1-like. The record is from RefSeq and is a predicted model, not a curated record. The transcript is spliced from 8 exons. Lineage: Eukaryota; Metazoa; Chordata; Actinopteri; Cypriniformes; Cyprinidae. The coding region runs from base 32 to 982 and encodes 316 amino acids.
CAAAAGCAGAAAUAUUCACGAAUUGCCUGAAAUGAACAUGAACGUUUUCUACAAGAGUCUGUUGUUUUUACUGGGCUUUUUCUCAGUUCAGACGAAGGCGGGGACAGAAGUGAACAUUGCAACAUGGGGAACAGCCGAUCAGUCGUCAUUAUAUUUUUUUAACUGGUCUGCCCAAAAUGCUCUGGAUGGGUUGAGCUACACCUGUACUCAUACAAACACACAGAGUGACCCGUGGUGGAAGCUGGACCUGAUGAAGAUGUACAGCGUGAACAGAGUGACCAUCACUAACAGACCCGACUGCUGUGACAGCAGGAUAGACGGGGCAGAGAUUCGGAUUGGAAACCAUUCUUCAAAUCUUCUCAGCAACCCACUAUGUGCUGUAGUUUCUACUAUCCCAGCAGGAGCUACCUACAGCUACUCGUGUCGUGGGAUGGAGGGACGUUAUGUUUCUGUGAAUAUUCCUGGAACUUCAAAGAUUCUUACUCUCUGUGAAGUGGGAGUCUAUGUGAUUUCAGAUAAUUUGGCUACAGGAAGAAACGUCACACAGUCAUCAACCUAUAAGAGCUGGUUUGCUGAACAAGCCAUUGAUGUCAAUCCAGGUUUCACAAGGUGGUGGUUAUCAUGUUCCUCAACCACUGUUCAGACUAACCCGUGGUGGAGGCUGGAUCUGAGUUCUGUGUACAGAGUUAAUAGAGUUGUCAUCACAAACAGACUAGACUACCAUCCAGAACGAAUAAACGGAGCACAGAUUCACAUCGGAAACUCUCUGGAGAACAACGGCAACAACAAUCCCAUAUGUGCUGUGAUUUCUAGCAUUCCAGCUGGUGUUUCCUCCAACUACACAUGUAACGAUAUGGAGGGUCGAUACGUGAAUCUGAUCAUUCCUGGAGAUUCAAGGAUUCUUACUCUGUGUGAGGUGGAGGUGUAUGGAGAAGGUCCUUUUUUGCAAGAAGACUCUUGUAAAGAUGAACCUGAAGUUUGAAUCUGUCUGAACCUGAGAUGAGAUCCAUCUCCUGUCACAGUCUGAUUUGGUAGAACGAGGGAUUUCUGACGUGAAGAAAGAGAUGAUGAUGAUGGGGGAACCUAAAUUCUCAUCAGAUCAGCUUUGAUGUUCUUCAUUUACAUGAUGAAAUUUUCUCCAUUUAUUGUUGAUUACAAUAAAGUUGUAUAUGAAAACUGAAA